ACACAACACUGACUGCAGAGCUGAAAUGAGAAGAGCUGCUCUUCAGAGGCAGUAGAAAGCCCCAGCUGGCUCUACAGCUCUCCGCUGCACACAGGUCGGUGUGCACUUUACACCUGUGUUAAUGGAUGUGACCCCCUGUCCCUGGUCCAGGAGGUGACACUAGCUGCCCGCUACUGCUCUGAUAGCUGGACUCUGGACACCAACAUGACUGAACGCUUCGACUGCCACUACUGCAAAGAGUCCCUGUUUGGUAAGAAGUACAUCCUGAAGGAGGACAGCCCCUACUGUGUGAAAUGCUACGAGAACCUUUAUUCCAACACCUGCGAGGAAUGCAAAAAGCCUAUCGGUGCUGACUGCAAGGAUCUGUCUUACAAGGACCGCCACUGGCAUGAAACCUGCUUCCACUGCUUCCAGUGCAAGAAUUCAUUGGUGGACAAACCUUUUGCUGCAAAAGAGGAACAUCUACUUUGUACUGAUUGCUACUCCAACGAAUACUCUUCAAAAUGCAAUGAGUGCAAGAAGACUAUUAUGCCAGGUACUCGGAAGAUGGAAUACAAGGGCAACAGCUGGCAUGAGACCUGCUUUAUCUGCUAUCGCUGCCAACAGCCUAUUGGGACAAAGAGUUUCAUCCCUAAGGACAAUCAAAACUUUUGCGUACCCUGCUACGAAAAGCAGUUUGCUAUGCAGUGUGUCCAGUGCAAGAAGGCCAUCACUACAGGAGGUGUUACUUACCGGGAGCAGCCGUGGCAUAAGGAAUGCUUCGUUUGUACUGGGUGCAAGAAGCAGUUGUCUGGACAACGCUUUACCUCCCGGGAUGAGUUCGCGUACUGCCUGAGCUGCUUCUGCAACCUCUACGCCAAAAAGUGUGCUGGAUGCACAAACCCCAUCAGUGGACUUGGAGGAACCAAAUACAUCUCCUUUGAAGAACGGCAGUGGCAUAAUGAUUGCUUUAACUGUAAGAAGUGCUCUCUCUCAUUAGUGGGUCGUGGUUUCCUCACAGAAAGGGAUGAUAUCCUUUGCCCUGAAUGUGGGAAGGAUAUCUGAAGCUCAAAAUAAGAGGUGAGGAGAGGGGAAGAAAGCUGUGCUUGCAAUAUAUAGUAUGAAAUACAUGGAUGUUUGGAAGCAGCUUUGCCACUCUAUGUUUCACUCUACUAUUAACAUCACUUAACUUUUUUCUUCAAACUCUCCAAAUCUGAAGGGAAAACUACUUCAGAAAGUCUAGUAGCAGUGUCGGUGUUUAAGAUACUACAGCUAACUGAAACUAAUGCAAAACCUGAGAUGUAAAACCAUUUGGGUUUUAGACGUAUUAUUUUGGGUUGGGUUUUUUUGUCCUUCCACUAAAUAUUCCAGUUACAAGCAAGUGAUGUGGUUCAGGGAUCACCAAUGGCCAUGCACAAUAUGUUCACAGAUGGGAUAUUCAAGGUGAAACCUCCAGCCCACUGAAAUCGAUAGCAAGCACCAUUCUAUUUCAGUAAGGCUGUGGUCUCGCCUCAGGGUUCUUGAUCUAUGUGACUAGUGUGUGCUGUCAAGUGUGUAGAAAGACUGGAGGCAUAGAGGGUGUUUCAAUGUACGAGGAUUUGUGCUAUUCCAUAAAAAGAGAUAAUGAUAAAACAGUUGAAGUGGGAGUGCUUCAUAACAGGUACAUAUUUUAUUGCAUGACUAGCUGAUCAUUGUGUGAAAUACAAGUUCUGAUUGACAGUGUCAGUAUUACAGUUAGUCGACGUUACACUACACGUAUUUUUCAAAAUAAAAUCAUUUAAAACA
This is a messenger RNA of Chaetura pelagica (chimney swift), 1764 nucleotides long. RefSeq names its product four and a half LIM domains 2 (gene FHL2). Bases 205 to 1044 code for a protein of 279 amino acids. The record is from RefSeq and is a predicted model, not a curated record. Gene Ontology annotation, molecular function: transcription factor binding; transcription coregulator activity. NCBI's taxonomy places the organism in Eukaryota, Metazoa, Chordata, Aves, Apodiformes, Apodidae. The transcript is spliced from 6 exons. Gene Ontology annotation, cellular component: Z disc; nucleus. Gene Ontology annotation, biological process: negative regulation of transcription by RNA polymerase II; negative regulation of calcineurin-NFAT signaling cascade.